GUGAAGCAGUGAACUGCUUCCUGUUCAGUCAGUCCAGAGUUGUACAUGGAAUGCUGAGAUGAUGAGGCCAAAGUUCCCCUGGCUGCUCUUGGCCUAUGCAUGCUGCUGGAGUACUGGCUUUUGUGGGAAGGUGGUGGUCUGGCCCACUGAUGCAAGUCACUGGAUCAAUGUGAAAGUGCUGCUGCAAGAGCUCGUUCUCCGGGGUCAUGAAGUGACUGUGCUGGUGCCCUCAACCAAUCUGCUCAUCAACUACCAAGACACUUCCUCCCCCUUCACCUUCGAGGUCCUGCAAGUCCCCUUUAGCCAGAAGACCCUGGAUGCUCUCAUGGAGGACUUCCUCAAUUUCUGGCUGAACGAAGUCUCUAAUGCCUUCCCCUGGGAGGUCAUGUGGAGGAUGAAAAAGGACCUGGAGGAAUUUAUCAAUAUGUCAAAGCAAACGUGUGACACCUUGGUGACGAACUCUCAGCUGAUAGCAAAGCUGCAGCAGGCCAAGUUUGAUGUUCUGAUUGCUGACCCCCUGUCUAUAGGUGGGGAGCUCGUUGCAGAAAUCCUAGGCAUCCCUUUUGUCUACAGCUUCCGCUUCUCUGAUGGGAAUGUGGUAGAGCGGCUGUGUGGUGGGCUCCCAUCCCCACCUUCCUAUGUGCCUGCUAGUACAAGUGGGCUGACCCACCACAUGUCCUUUAUGGAAAGAGUACAGAAUUUCCUCAUUUACUUCUACACGGAUUUAUUUUCCUUGAAGGUUUGGCGUGAUGAAUUGGAUGAGUACUACAGUAAUGUCUUAGGAAGACCCACAACGCUGUGUGAGACGAUUGGGAAAGCAGAGAUAUGGUUAAUCAGAACUUACUGGGAUUUUGAAUUUCCACGCCCUUUCCUGCCCAACUUUGAGUUUGUUGGAGGACUUCAUUGCCAGCCUGCAAAGCCACUACCAAAGGAAAUGGAAGAAUUUGUUCAGAGCUCCGGGGAACACGGCAUUGUGGUAUUCUCUCUUGGGUCAAUGGUCUACAACCUAAGUGAUGAAAAAAGUAAUGUGAUUGCCAAAGCCCUCAGCCAGCUUCCACAAAAGGUCCUCUGGCGGUACAAAGGGAAAAAACCAGAAACUCUGGGCUCCAACACCAGGAUUUAUGACUGGAUACCCCAAAAUGACCUGCUUGGACAUCCCUCCGCAAAGGCCUUUAUUACUCACGGUGGGACCAACGGGCUCUAUGAAGCCAUCUACCAUGGGAUCCCAAUGGUUGGGAUUCCCAUGUUUGCUGACCAGCACGACAACAUUGCUCAUGUAGUGGCAAAGGGAGCUGCAGUUCAGGUGGAUUUCAGCACACUGAAGACUCAGGACCUGGUUGAUGCACUGAAUACAGUCAUUUACAAUACCACCUAUAAGGAAAAUGCUCUGAAGUUAUCCAAGAUACAACAUGACCAGCCAGUUAAGCCUCUGGACAGAGCUGUCUUCUGGAUUGAAUUUGUCAUGCGCCACAAAGGAGCAAAGCACUUGAGACCAGCUUCUCACCAUCUCACCUGGUACCAGUACCACUCCCUGGAUGUUCUGGCAUUCUUGUUCACCUGUGUAGCCAUUGCUGUCUUCAUUCUUGUUAAGUGUUGCUUAUGUUGCUGUAGAAGAUGUGGCAGGAUUGCAAAGAGGAAGACAGAAUAGACAUCUUGUUCUCAUCAGCACUUUUUCUUCUCUUAGGCUGAUUCAGCAAGGCAUUUAUUAGGAUGUGCUUUAAACUGGGCAUAUCAUGAAGUGCCCCACUGAACAGGGUCAUGAUACAAAGCUGUUGUGGGGAAGAGCUGCUUGCUUAGCCAGCAAAUUCCUUCUGGCCUAAAUAAAAUUGAAUUAUAGUUGCUUUAGCCCUUGGGACCAUGUUAGCUGAUCAUACAUGGUCCCUACCAUGGUAAUUACUGCUCUAACUUUUUAAAUUCAUUUGGGUAUAUUCCAUAAAUUCAGCCUUCCUCUGUGUGGUACUGUGGGUCUGCAACUAGUAUCCUUACCUUAACUCUGUCCUCUCCUCUAGUGUCACCCAGGCUCGAUGAUUCUCAACCAUAAUGCCUCUCCUGUCAGAGUCUCUCCAGACAGGACAGUGAGGCUAAGAUCACAGGCUUCUAAAAAGUGCCCAGCUGAAGGGCUGUGAUCCUAAAAAUUGGGCACUGCAAGUGGCAAAUGCACUGACUACUUGGCGGCUGAGGGGAGACCAGAGUCCUAAGACCAUUAGAGAAGUUGCUUUUCUGGGAACCAUUUAUCUUUUCCUUUCAGUCUGGAGUCCUGCUGCACAGGCCAUCAUUCUAACUGCAACACUGCAGGGAUGUGAAAACCACCUGUCAGGAACUUGCCCGUUUUAAACCCCAAAUACCUCUGAGCCAUGCAAGAAAAACUCUAGAGAGGGAACUUGCAAAGCAGUAACAUUACAAGUGGGAACGGUGCACUGGUCACUUGCCUUGCCUGCAAAGUUUGAGGGAAAAUAAUGCUGCUCUUGGGUCAGGUAAGACUGGUACUAAAUGCAGUACUUCUUCAGUUGUCCAGGGUGUCUACUAAAAUGCUGCUAGUUAAGGCCUCCUGUUCUAGGUAAGGUUAUUAUGUGCCAGCUUACUUGAGAAAGAACCUGCUCCAAUUUUAACUGAUAUUUGCUGUACUCUGGAAUUGUUUUCAAACAGAACCGGCUGAGAAAACAUGAUUAUUUGUUUACAUAAUAAAAUUCCUUAUAUCUCAUCAACUUUUUUAUUAGCAUUGUCAUGUUUCAAU
Manacus vitellinus (golden-collared manakin) is the source of this 2734-nucleotide messenger RNA. Its product is annotated as UDP-glucuronosyltransferase 2A2. Gene Ontology annotation, molecular function: UDP-glycosyltransferase activity. The record is from RefSeq and is a predicted model, not a curated record. The transcript is spliced from 6 exons. The coding region runs from base 59 to 1648 and encodes 529 amino acids. Lineage: Eukaryota; Metazoa; Chordata; Aves; Passeriformes; Pipridae.